AACUCCGAACUAAAAUUCACGACCACGGCCCUCACCUUUGAAAAAUGAGGGGGGCAAUUUUCUAACCCCUAAAUGGCCAAUCUCUCUAGUCUCAUCCACGAGCUCCGCGAGCGAAUCGCCACCGCCUCCUCCCCUUCUUCCACCGCUGCCGCCGCCUCCUCCGCCGCGCGCCGCGCCGGUGAGGACCCAUUAGAGGCCAGGUUCCGCGUCGUCCUCCCCAAUCUCCUCCACGCUUAUGUCAACCCCUCCUCCACUGCUAAUGAGCGAGAAGUGACGGCGGUGCUGAAGCUGCUGGCGCACACUGCCCGUAAUUUUCCAGGAGUUUUCUAUCAUGGCAAGGCGGCUGCUGUGCUGCCGGUUGUUGGACGCAUUCUCCCUUUUCUUGCUGAACCAGCAUUUGGUUCCCGACAUGGAGUAAUCUUUGAGACAGUUGGAUCUCUUCUUUCCCUUCUGCGCACUGGGGAGCGAGAAGCCUACCGCCAAUUCUUCUUGGACGCCAUGGAAUUGAUUGAAGAUAUCCUAUAUGUCGCGUCACUUCACUCAAACAACACAAGUAGAGUAUUAUUGAAGUGUUUCUCCGAGUCAUUUACCGCAAUUUCUGCUGUACCUACACUUUUUGAACUUCCUGCUUGUUGUCGGCCUGCCGAUGGUCCUGGAGUGUUGGUUGAUCUCACUGAUAAGUCGAGAUGGAAGCUGUUUGCUGGAUGGAUACUUAAGCUUGUCAGCAAAUGUUUGACUGAAGGAACUCUCUAUGUGGAAGGGCUUGUUAGAAUGUCAUUCGUGUCUUCUGCUUGUUCUCUUUUGUGCUUUGCUGAUGCAGCGUUACAUAUGGCUUGUUAUGAUUUUGCACGUAUCACAACGACAAUAAUAGAUGAAGAGAUCAUUCCAGUAGAGAAUACUAUUAGGUCAAUAACAUGUAUACUAGAACACAAUGACAAAGAAACUGCAAUUUUCAGAAACUCUGUUUAUGAUUCUUCUAUGGGUGCUUGUCUCCACGUGCUUCAUUCAACAUGUUCAACUGUUGUAGUUGAAUCAACUGCCAUUGAGAUAAUCAAUGUUUUCCCUAAAGCCUUGCAGAGUACAGAAAGUCAUGAACUGCAGGUAGCACUGUGCAAUGCUUACAUUAGAAUUGCUAAAAUUUGCCCACUGCAUAUUUGGAGGCCUGGAAUGCUGGUGAAUAUCCUUUGCUUUCCAAAACCUUGUUUCUCAUUGAUAGAAUGCAUUCGAGUGGCGAUUAGUACUCUUGCUUCUGAUUGUGCUAGAGAGGAUGACCUUAAUUGCCAAGGCAAAAAAUUUGAUGUCCCAAAAGUCAGCAAGAAACGAUCAGCCCAAGAGAGUAACUAUCUUCAGAGGAAGCGUCAAAAGACAAGUGAAGUUGUAUUAAUUCCAUCAACUAAUGAACACAUUGGUGUUGAAAUUACUGAAUUUUCUCCAUGUGAACAAGAAAAACAGUGUGCAAGCGUUCUCCACUCUCAACUCGCUUCAUUUGUUGAUCGUCUAAAGCCUGACAAUGUUGAAGUUUCAUCUUUGACACCAGAAAUUUCUGUAGUGGCCCUUAGCAUCCUCUGCAUUGCAUUUCAUGGCUUUCCAGACACCACAUUAUCAAUUACCAUUUUUCACCAAGUGCUCUCUUGGAUACCUUGGAUAUGCAGUCAGGUAAAGGAUACAUGUCAACUCAAAGUUGAUUUUACACUCUACUUGGAAGCUGUUCAUAGCUUAUUACUAUCUACAGGGAGUCUUCAUCAGAAGAUGAAGUUGCAGAAAGAUGAAAAUUUCUUGGGUGAUGCAAACAGCUUAACCUCUGUCAAUCCAAGAAUUCUUGAUCUAAUAAAUUUGCUAGAACUGGCCUGGUCCAAUCAUGCCUUAGUCUGUCAUACUGACUCCAUCAGGAAAAUAAAGUGUCUUUCUAUUCAAAUUUUUUCUAAGGCUGGAAUUAAUCUUAAUGAUCAGUGUGCUUUACGACUGCUUGACAUGGCUCUUAAGGAUGACGAUGAAGAAGUAAAGAUAGAAGCUGUUAGUUCGAUGCCUGUGAUUAUCUUGUGCUCAGGUUAUAGAAUUCUGGAAAACAUGUUUGGACGACUGGAGUUAAUCGGUAGCAGUAGCAGUUAUCAAGUUAAUAAAACCAUUCUUCUCGCUCUUGGUUACUUAUCAUGUUUAUAUGGCUCCUCUAAUGCCAUUGAUGAUCUCGACCUCGGUACUUGCAAGUUGUUCGCAGGUGAUAACUAUUGCAUGCAAACUCGAACAAUGGACAUCCUUUCUGCAGGCUUCUGGUGUCCUCAAUGUGACAAAAGAUUUGAGCAUGAUAAAGUGCAACAUGGCAAGGUUAUACACAUUCCUAAGUCACAAGCUAAUAGGGAUGACAAUGACUUUAAUUUCGUUGAUUUACAGUCCCUCUUCUUUCAAUUUCUUUACCGGGAGUCAUCUGAAGAGUUUGGAGUUGUCUGUGUUCGGGUGUUACCCCGGGUUCUUAGGCAUGCAUCUCGAGAGACGCUGCUUAAAACGAGAUUGCAAUGGAUAGAAAGUAUUGACUUCUUACUACUACAUGAUAUAAAGGCUAUUAGGGAAGCAUUUUCUGCCGAGAUAAGUUGCUUUCUUGAGGGAAAUGUUCUGGAUCUACUAUUUACAGAAUGGGAUACAAGUGAGAAGACAAAAGAACAGAAGUUCUUGGAUAAAAUAAAACAUGCUUUGGCCGGAACCGAAGAUCCGCAGAUCUUAGUGACUCUUUUGGAAUCUACAGCUGAGAUUAUGAGUGCUGGUGACAUUCAUGGGGAGCUUUUCUUUUAUUCUCUUAUCUUGUUUGUUGAUCAGCUUGAUAACAAAAAUCAGGUAGUAAGAACAACAGCAUCAUGUUUAAUACAUAGGUCGUGCUCCUCCCAUCUUAAAGGAGGGUUUGAACUUGUCCUUUCAAGGUUCUCUCGUAUUCGAUAUGAGUUAUUUGAGUAUCUCUCUGCAAGACUUGUCAGUCGCCCGGACAUGAUCAGAGAAUUUGCUGAGGCUGUCGUAGGAAUAAAGACUGAGGAACUUAUCGGGAAAAUGGUUCCUUUUGUCAUACCAAAGCUUGUGAUUUCACAUAAGGAUAAUGAUCAGGCGAUCAUCACAUUGCAUGAAUUGGCAAACUAUUUAAAUAUGGAUGUAGUUCCACUGAUUGUCAAUUGGUUGCCAAAGGUUCUUGCUUUUGCUCUUCUUCACGCAAAUGGUCAGGAGCUAUCCUCUGUUUUGCAGUUCUAUCAUGUCCAGACAGGAUCUGACACUAAGGAAAUCUUUGCUGCUGCUUUGCCUGCUCUCCUUGAUGAAUUGUUAUGUUUUCCCGGUGAAGAGGACAGGGAUGAGACAGAGAAAAGGCCAGAAAGAGUUACUAAGAUGAUCCAGGAGGUCGCUAAAAUCCUGACUGGUUCCGAUGACCUUCCAGAGUUUCUCAAGAAUCAUUUUGUUGGUCUUCUUAAUAGCAUUGACAGGAAAUUGCUUCAUUCUGAUGAUUUAUUGUUGCAGAAGCAGGCCUUGGAACGUAUAAAGAAGCUGAUUGAGAUGAUGGGCUCUUAUCUUAGCACUCAUGCGCCAAAAAUUAUGGUUCUUCUAUUACAUUCCAUUGAAAAAGAUUACCUUCAAUCUGAGGGUCUCACUGUCCUACACUAUUUUAUCAAGCAAUUAGCCAAACUUUCACCCUCUAGCACUAAGCAUGUGAUUUCUCAAGUUGUUGCUGCCUUUGUUCCGAGCUUGGAACGUUGCAGAGAUAAUCCUUCCUUACAUUUGAGCAAGAUGGUUGACAUUUUAAAAGACCUCGUUGUUGAGAACAAGUUCAGACUAAAGCAACAAAUACGUGAGCUUCCGCUGUUGCCCAGUAUUGCAGCUUUAUCUGAAACAAACAAAGUUAUACAGGAAGCAAGGGGUUCAAUAACUCUAAGGGAUCAACUGCAAGAUGCUGCUGAUGGUCUUAAUCACGAGAGUUUAAAUGUAAGGUAUAUGGUCGCUUGUGAACUUAGCAAACUGCUGAAUGCAAGAAGAGAAGAUGUCACUGUUCUCAUAGCUGGUGAAGCUGUCUCCGAUUUGGAUGUUAUAAGCUCACUUAUUACAUCCUUGCUGAAGGGAUGCGCAGAGGAAUCGAGAACUGCAGUUGGUCAAAGGCUGAAAUUAGUAUGUGCUGAUUGUUUAGGGGCGCUUGGUGCAGUGGACCCUGCUAAAUUUAAAGGAAUCUCAUGCCACCGUUUCAAGAUUGAAUGCUCUGAUGACGAUCUUAUUUUUGAGUUAAUCCACAAUCAUCUUGCCAGGGCAUUUAGAGCUGCUUCAGAUACCAUUAUCCAAGAUUCAGCUGCCUUGGCUAUACAGGAGCUACUAAAACUAGCAGGUUGCCAAGGAUCAGGUAAUGGAAAUACUCCUAAGGAAUCUAUUGAGAUACUUGGUGGUAGCAACAGGGGUCAGAGAUUAUGGGAGCGGUUUUCAAACUAUGUUAAGGAAAUAAUUGCACCAUGCUUGACCUCAAGAUUUCAACUCCCGAAUGUGACUGAUUUGGCAAUUGUCGGCCCAAUUUAUCGACCUACAAUGUCAUUCAGAAGGUGGAUAUACUCUUGGAUCAGAAAACUAACUGUACAUGCAAGUGGAUCAAGGGGCAGUAUUUUUAGUGCAUGUCGUGGGAUAGUGAGGCAUGACAUGCCAACAGCCAGGUACUUAUUACCAUAUUUAGUUCUGAAUGCUGUUUGUCAUGGUACCCUUGAGGAACGCCAGAGCAUUACUGAGGAAAUCUUAUCUGUUCUCAAUGCUGCUGCUUCAGAGAAUAGUGGUGCUACCGUCAAUGGUCAAAGUGAAGUCUGCAUCCAGGCUGUCUUUACUUUACUUGAUAACCUUGGGCAAUGGGUGGAUGAUACCAAACAAGAACUUGCUCUCUCCCAACCUUUGCGUCCUUCCGUACCGAAACAACCAUCAAGAAUGAUGAGUGUGGAUGGAUCCGGAUCUGAUGCAAAUCAACUUUUGAUACAGUGUAAUAACGUUUCAGAGCUGUUAUCUGCCAUUCCUAAAGUAACCCUUGCAAAAGCCUCCUUCAGAUGUCAUGCUCAUGCUCGUGCACUGAUGUACUUUGAGUCACAUGUAAGAGAGACGUCUGGCUCCUCUAAUCCUGCUGCUGAGAGCAGUGGCAUCUUUGCAGAUGAAGAUAUAUCAUUUUUGAUGGAGAUAUAUGGUAGCCUAGAUGAACCUGAUGGUCUCUCUGGUUUAGCAAACCUCCGGAAAUCUUUGAGCCUGCAAGACCAACUUCUAAUAAAUGAAAAAGCCGGGAACUGGGCAGAAGUAUUAACAUUUAGUGAACAAGCUUUGCAGAUGGAGCCUUCCUCUGUUGAGAGACAUUCAGAGGUUCUUAAUUGUUUGCUUAAUAUGUGCCAUCUUCAGGCUAUGAUAACACACGUGGAUGGUCUAAUUUCGAGGAUACCUCAUUAUAAGAAGACUUGGUGCAUGCAAGGGGUACAAGCUGCUUGGAGAUUAGGAAGAUGGGAUCUCAUGGAUGAGUACCUCUCAGGUGCUGAUAAAGAGGGUCUAACCUGUAGCAAGUCAGAGAGCAACGCUUCUUUUGACAUAGAUCUCGCAAAAAUUAUACAGGCGAUGAUUGCAAAUGAUCAGUUCAAGGUUGCUGAGAAACUUGUUCAAUCAAAACAGGCUUUGCUUGUUCCUUUAGCUGCUGCAGGCAUGGAUUCCUACAUGCGUGCAUAUCCAUAUGUGGUAAAACUUCACAUGUUAUGUGAAUUGGAAGACUUCAAUACCCUUCUUGGAGAUGAAUCAUUCUUGGAGAAAUCAUUUAGUCCAGAUGAUUCUAGAUUUUCUCAAGUUAUGAAGGACUGGGAUAAUCGUAUUAGGUUUACACAACCAUCACUAUGGACAAGGGAGCCUCUUCUGGCUCUCCGCAGAUUAGUAUUCAGUGCCAGUAAUUUGAGUUUUCAAGUGGGGAACUGCUGGCUUCAGUAUGCAAAGCUUUGUCGUUCUGCUGGACACAAUGAGACAGCUCACCGUGCAAUAUUAGAAGCAGAUGCUUCAGGUGCUCCAAGUGUUCACAUAGAGAAGGCAAAGCUUCUCUGGAACACGAGAAAGCCUGACUGUGCCAUAGCUGAACUGCAGAAAUCACUGCUAGAAGCGCCGGUUGAAAUUCUUGGAACUACCACUAUCUCAUCACUGACUAGCCUCUCCCUUGUUCUUCCAAAUCCGGCUUCACACUGUGCCACACAAGCAUCAAAAGAUAAUCAAGAUGUGGCUAAGACCAUGCUCCUCUAUACUACUUGGAUACAUCAAACAGGACAGAAGCAAAAGGAAGAUAUUAUAAAUCUUUACAGUAGAGUGAGAGAAAUGCAGCCUAAAUGGGAGAAAGGAUUCUUUUUCACAGCCAAAUAUUACGAUGAUCUGCUAGUUGAUGCGAGGAAGCGCCAAGAAGAUAACCAGCAGUCUUCGCACAUUGUCAUGUCAUCUUCAAGUUGUGCAGGUGGUUCUUCAUCGGAGGAAAAGCCUUGGUGGUCUCACCUUCCAGAUGUUCUACUGAACUAUGCUAAAGGACUUCAUAGAGGACACAGGCAUCUCUUUCAAGCAUUACCCAGGCUCCUAACCCUCUGGUUUGAAUUUGGCAGCAUAUAUCACAAAAAUGGUUCUCAUAAGUCUAUGAAAACUGUUCAUACUAGGGUCUUGUGCAUUUUGAGGGGAUGUUUGAAGGAUCUACCAACAUAUCAAUGGCUUACAGUUCUGUCACAGUUGGUUUCGCGUAUUUGCCAUCAGAAUGAAGAAAUUGUCAGAGUUGUUAAACAUAUUAUAACCUCUGUUCUUCAAGUGUAUCCACAACAGGCUCUUUGGAUGAUGGCUGCAGUGUCUAAGUCAACAGUUGCUGCUCGACGUGAUGCUGCCGCUGAAAUAAUUCAGGCAGCAAGAAAAGGGUCAAGGCAUGGGAGUGAUAGCAGUGCCCUCUUCGCUCAGUUCGCAAGCCUAAUGGAUCACCUGAUCAAGUUAUGCUUUCAUCCAGGGCAGCCAAAGUCGAGGACAAUCAAUAUUUUAACUGAGUUCAGUGCCCUCAAGAGGAUGAUGCCAUUAGGAAUUAUUUUGCCCAUUCAGCAAGCUCUCACUGUUACAUUACCCAGUUAUGAUGCAAGUCCUGCGGAUCUCCCUAGUGGUCAUGUUUGCUCUGUUUCUGACCUCGUUACUAUAUCCGGAAUAGCAGAUGAAGCGGAAAUCCUCUCAUCUCUUCAGAGGCCAAAAAAGGUUAUUUUUCUUGGAAAUGAUGGCAUUCAAUAUCCGUUUCUCUGCAAACCAAAAGAUGAUCUUAGGAAAGAUGCUCGCAUGAUGGAGUUUACUGCUACAAUCAACCGAUUAUUGUCUAAAUUUCCUGAAAGCCGGAGGAGAAAGCUCUACAUUCGUACUUUUGCAGUGAUUCCUCUAACAGAGGACUGUGGAAUGGUAGAAUGGGUUCCCAAUACUCGUGGGCUUCGGCACAUCCUUCAGGACAUCUAUAUAACUUGUGGAAAAUUUGAUCGCCAAAAGACAAACCCAAUGAUCAAGAGAAUAUAUGACCAGUGCCAGGGAAAGAUGCCUGAAGAUGAGAUGCUAAAGUCAAAGAUUCUUCCAAUGUUUCCUCCUGUUUUCCACAAGUGGUUCUUGACCACAUUCUCGGAGCCAGCUGCUUGGUUUCGUGCGAGGCUAGCUUAUGCACAUACUACUGCAGUGUGGUCAAUGGUCGGGCACAUUGUCGGGCUUGGUGAUCGGCAUGGGGAGAACAUUCUGUUUGAUUCCACCUCUGGUGAUUGUGUCCAUGUUGAUUUUAGCUGCUUAUUUGACAAGGGAUUGCAACUAGAGAAGCCCGAGUUGGUGCCCUUCAGGCUUACCCAGAAUAUGAUAGAUGGUUUGGGAAUUACUGGUUACGAGGGUAUCUUCUUGAAGGUAAGUGAGAUCACUCUUUCUGUUCUGAGAACACACAGGGAGACUCUCAUGAGUGUUCUUGAGACCUUCAUUCACGACCCUCUGGUGGAGUGGACAAAAUCUCACAAGUCCAGUGGAGUUGAAGUUGAAAACCCUCAUGCACAGAGGGCUAUCAGUAACAUAAAAGCACGGCUUCAAGGCAUUGUGGUUGGGGUUGGGGCAGCGCCGUCUCUGCCUUUAGCUGUGGAGGGGCAGGCUCGGCGCUUAAUUGCUGAAGCUGUAUCACAUAAGAACCUUGGCAAGAUGUAUAUAUGGUGGAUGGCUUGGUUCUAGGUUAUCAUUUUUGGCUUUAAUUUAUCAAAGGUGGGUCCCUUCACGAAGUAUUGGAAGCCAGUUUGGUGUUUGUGGGCAUUUUGGGGUGCAGAUUAGCCUGAGUGAAAGUGUGAUGUUUAUGCAACAAAUACUGGUUGUACAAGACUGUAUAUUGAUUUUAAUCUCAAUGGGAUGUAUGUACAUACAAACGGUAAUUUAGAAGAAAAAAGUGACUUGUCCAAUGAAUGUAAUUACCACAUCGGAUUCUGCUCUUUGA
Messenger RNA from Asparagus officinalis (garden asparagus), 8461 nucleotides. Its product is annotated as serine/threonine-protein kinase ATR-like. Gene Ontology annotation, biological process: protein phosphorylation; telomere maintenance; DNA damage checkpoint signaling. The record is from RefSeq and is a predicted model, not a curated record. Gene Ontology annotation, molecular function: protein serine/threonine kinase activity; protein binding. Lineage: Eukaryota; Viridiplantae; Streptophyta; Magnoliopsida; Asparagales; Asparagaceae. Gene Ontology annotation, cellular component: nucleus.